UUCCCAUCGGCCUCCGCUUGCGGGUGUUUCAAACAUGGAGGAGCGGGAGCGGCGAGGGGGCUCGGGCCGGGCGGGGAGCCCCGGGAGCCCGCCCAGCCCGCGGCUGGACAUCAACUCGGACCGCUUCGAUCCACUGCUGGCCCUCUAUGCGCCACGCCUGCCGCCCAUCCCCUACCCCAACGCGCCCUGCUUCAACAACCUGGCUGAGUACGAGAGCUUCCUCCGCCUGGGCGGCCGGGGCCGGGGCCGUGGCCGGGCUCGGGGUCUGGCUGGCCCCGGGGUUCCGGGCGCUGCAGCCCCCGGCCCCACUUCGUCUGCCUCCAGCUCGGCGCGCCGGACCUCCCGCCGUCGCGGAGCGCCCGCCCCGGACCCUGAGCGCAUCCAGCGACUCCGCCGGCUCAUGGUGACCAAGGAGGAGCCGGACGCUGGGGGCCCCGGCCCAGGCAGCAGCGGCCGCUCUGGCCGCCGGAGGAAGGCGCCGCGCAACGUCCUCACCAGGAUGCCCCUGCAUGAGGGCAGCCCACUGGGUGAACUUCACCGCUGUAUCCGAGAAGGGGUAAAGGUCAAUGUUCACAUUCGCACUUUCAAGGGGCUUCGGGGUGUCUGCUCUGGCUUCCUGGUUGCAUUUGACAAGUUCUGGAAUAUGGCACUUACUGAUGUAGAUGAGACUUACAGAAAACCAGUUCUGGGCAAAGCAUUUGAACGAGAGCCUCCUCUAACUCUCACCAGGCUCUUUGACCGACUCAAACUUCAGGAUUCCUCUAAAAGGGAAGCUGACUCCAGGUCAAUGGUUGAGGAUUCCACGUUGUCUCGAUAUUCACAGACAUCGACUUGGAAGAUGGCCACGGUGUGGGGGAGAGGAGAUGAGGAUCGGGGAUCACAGAAACGUUCUCGUUCAGCACCUUCUUCACUACUGGCAGCCAGGUCUGACAUGUCAGGCAGGACUACACGGACAGAGGGCUCUAGUGCAGGGGGUUCUAGUUCAAGGGGCCGGUCUCGUAAGAAAAGGCAGAAGCCAAAAGUGGAUUACCAGCAGGUGUUCACACGGCACAUUAACCAGAUAUUUAUCCGAGGAGAGAAUGUCCUACUUGUCCACCUUGCCCAGUGACCAGCUGAGCUUUGAGUAUCUUGUUUUUAAAAUAAACUGCAUGAAAUUGCAUCUGCACUGUGCUUUUUAGCAUCUCUGUGAAAAGCUAAGUUGGAAUGAUUCCCUCUGAUCUUGGAUGUAUAGAGGAAGGAGCUGAGUCUAGGUAUAUCAGUUUGUCCACAAAGAUGGGGUCAGCAAAGAAAGACUUUUUACAAUGAGUGACUAUUCAGAGGCAGAAAGCAUUGUUAUGAAAUAUAGAUCUAUACAUUUAUUCAUAGAUAUAAAUUAGAUUUGGUUUCAUGUGCUGCUAUCAAUACUCUUGAGAGAAACUAGAAAAAGGAUGGCCUUUUUGACUCUGCUAGGGUCAUAGUGUAUCUCUAACUCACUCCAGAUACAAUAGCAUGAAAAGGGAAACCGUUCUUUACAGUGAUGUGGUAUCUCUAUGGUGAGUGCUCAUGGAAUUUCUUUUUAAGAGAUAGUGGUGUGAAUUGUGCUGCCAUCCCUGCACUGACAUAUGCCUUUGGUAUCGUACCAUUCAUCCCUCUGGACUUUCUCCUGAUCAAAGACUACAAUUUAGGAGUUUCAUUGAGCAUUCUUAACACCUGUGGAACCCACCAACUUGGAUUAGGGUGGGAUUUAUACAGGUGGUAGGCUAUAAACACCUAGCUGUAUACCACACUUGGCCUUGCUGUCAUUGUGAAUUUGGUAGCUUAACCCAUAUGUUCACUGUCCUGUUGAAGCUAGUUUCUGGGUAUGGUGGUUCAAGUGGGAAUUGUAUCUUGUCUUCUUGACCUUUUGCUAUCUCUGACUUCUGUGGCAUGCUGGUGCAUGAGCUGCUAUGGCAUGGCAUUUAGUUCAGUAUGAGUUGUCUUGUGAGCUGUGUGGCAUUUGUUGCUGUCGUGCAAAUUGCUGUGCAUAGUCUAGCUUAAGUGGUUUCAGCAUGAACCUAGUAACUUGUACAUAUCUUAACUGCUAGAACUCCCUCUCCUGGAGCUGGGAACAAAGGGUGCUUUUUAGCUUGGCUCUAACGUGAAACUGGGAAAGAUUCUUUCCCCCUCAUAACAGGCCAAAGAGGCUUUUGCAAGCUCUCAUGAUAGGUGGUGGUGUCUCAGUGGGACAUUGUAGCCCAAGAUGAUACAGUGCAACAAGAACACCAGAGAAAUGUCUCUUCCAGCAAACCUGUUGUGCUUCUAUUGGAAUGAUUCUUUGCUCUUUAACUCAGCCAGUGCAGAACAGGCUAUAUCCUGAAACAGACUGUUAGGCAAUAGCUGACUUUUUUUGGGUUGACUGUUUCUUUCUUUUUCCUUCAGCAAGAGGUAGCUUUUAUGCAGAAUGAGAAUAAGUUCAUUAUAUGGUUAGCCAUUCAAGUGUAUGGAAGGGAAAGUUACCCUAGUAUAUCAUGCUAUGUAACUUGUGGCAAAAACCCUUAGACAAGGAAGGGGAGCUCAGGUAUAGAUAACUGACUUGUAGGUCCUGCUGCUCAUUCAUCUUAUGACUGUAGGUAAGUCAAUGUAACCCCUUUCUGCCUCAGUUUUCCCCAUCAGUCAGAUGGGGAGAUAAGACACCUACCUCACAGGGGUAUUGGGAAUAAGAGCCUAAAAAAAGCAAUUUGAGAACAAAGUGUGUUAUAUAAGUGCCAGGUAUGGUUUUUACUAACUCUAACUUCCUUUGCUUUUUAAGGCUUCAUUAUCUUGUGAUCAAGGCAGGUGCUAUAUAAGAUAGUCAUUAUUUGUCAUUAGGGAUAAAGAUAAUCUUCCCGUAACUUUAAAACCAAAAGGCUGUCGGUUCUCAGGAACCACUUGUUGGGAAAGUCUAUGUUCCAUUCCUCAUUUCUAAGGAGUAAUUGUAUUCCUUAAGGAAAUGCCACUAGCAUGAAGACAGUUUGGGAAUCACUGACUCUUCAUCUCUCCCCAUUCUUUGUCUUUUCAUUUGGUAUUUACAAAGUAUUUGCCCUAGACUCUUCUGGGGGUAUAGUGCCAACAAAAGAACAGGUCCCUAAAAGUGCCUCACCUUCAAAGGGACAAUCAUGGGGAGCUUUCUACUCUAAUUUUUAAAUAAAUUUGAAAAUCUUCUAGAACCUAAUUAUAGACACAAUACUUAGAAAAUCAUACAGACAGAAUCAAAUGAAAAUCACAUUUGAAACUUGACAAAAUAAAUGGAUUUAAUUUUAUGAGUCUUAAAACAUUUUCCUAAAAUAGGCUUUAAACAUUUUAUUGGAGGGAAAAUAGGGUAGCAAAUAGGGCAACAUGAGUAUCAGUUCCUCCCCCCAGCCCCCAUCCAAUCAGUAUCACCAUAUUAGCUCCCCUCAAGCUAAAAACUAAUGAAUGCUUACUUUCUCAGAAAACAUAUUCUAGGAAAACAACCAAAGGAUUUGGUAGAAAAUGUGGUUAAUUUUCACUAGUAAUGCUGACUGAUUUCCAUUAGACAGCCUAAUUCUUAAAAAUUGGUAAAUAAUUUCAUAGUUGCAUCUAAAGUCUUCAGGAGCUCACCACUUUUCCAUCCAGGUUCAGAACCUUGUUCAUCUAAAUGAUUUUUAAAAGUUGUAUGUGAUUCAUCUACAUGAUCAUAUGCAUCAUGACUGUCAACUUGGUUGCUUGGGUGCUGAUUCUGCAAUUACUAUCUGGUUAAAAAAAAUUGCAAGAUAGUAUUGUGUUGAAAAACUAAUAAUAGAACAGCUUAAAAAUAACUUAUUUCUUCUUAGAAAAGAAAAAUAAUAUUUUCUCUUUAUUCCUAAAGAAAUAUUUUAAAAGGGAAAAAAUCACUUCCUCAGGCAUUAAUGUAUUGCUCAAAGAUAUAAUCUUUCAAAACUCAUGUUGGUUGCAAUAAAUGUAGCUAAAGGCAUAACUGUCAGAAUGAGGGAAAAGGGAAGAAAAGGGAAAAAUAAAAUUCUUAGAAACGUCUAGUCUAAUUCAUCUAAUAAGAGACCAUAAAACAUUAGUGUAUGUGAUGAACCUGGUUCUAAUAGAGAAUCAUGUUAUUUUGGCAAAAUGAACAUGUGUAUAAUAAAUAAUUUAAACAUUUCAUGAACUGAAACUUCUUUGAAUUAGCUGAAGUUCUUAUUGAUUAUAUUAGAAUAAGAAGGAAGGGAAAUACGUAGUCUCACCUGUUUACCCAAUUAAUUUCAGGGGCCAGCCUCUUCAAAAAGAGUUGUUACUACAAACUCACCAUUAAAUGCAUAUGCACUUUUAGUUCUUUUUCCAGGAAAGGGACAGAUUGCUGCUAUACUAUCCAGGCCCAUUUUGCCCUUUCUGACUUUGGACAAAGAUACAAGCUGAUUGGCCAAGGGUUAGCAAUGGGUGUAAUUUAAGACUUUGAGCACUAUUUUCUGCAUGCAUUGUUUGUAUCAAAUCAGAACAAUAAAUUAGCAAAGCUGGAAGCUAAGAGCAUAGAUAGGUCCCAGUUAAUGCUAACGAGCCCAGCUAAAAGGGUUAUCACUUUCAGAUUUGCACUCUUUAUUUCCAUCGGACUGGAACCAUUGUUUUAAAUAAUUCUAACUUCAGAUAUUACAAAUUCAAAUACAUUUAGCCCCAUUCAGGCAAUUCAUUGUUUGCACUAAUUAGGACCUUUAGGUAUAGAAUUUGUUGCCAAGAAAAGUCAAGACAACCAUGAGUGAGCUCCUCUAUUCUAUCUUUACAGAACUGUAUAGAAAACAUUUAGGCUAGCGGACCUGGCCUCUUCCUGUCUUUCUAGAGAAGGUUAAAUCUCCUGUGAAUUUAGGUGUUUCUUUGGGCUGCUCUUACUCUAGCUGCCAAUAGAAAAGUCAUAUAUUGGAUUAUAUUCUAUAAAUUAUUUCCACAAAUCAAAUUCACCUAAAUGUUUACCACUUAGGAAAGAAGGCAUCCAAAGAUGACAGUCAACCAUUCACUGGUGCUACCCAUAAGUCUUUUUAUUUUACUUUAUUUUAUUUUAUUUUAUUACUUUCCAGGCAAAUUCUAUAAUGAUAUAACUGUUGGUGCAGGAGUAAUAAUGACCUCUAAAUACUCUAUCUUUGGACUUUAUUUCACAAAUGGUACGGUACAGAGAUCAGUGGAAUCCUUCUUAAACAAUAAGGUCUUAAUCAUUUCUUUGGCCUUAGACUCUGUGUUUCACAGUGGCAUACAUAGUCAUUUAGUAAGUGUUUGUUUAAGAAAUUACUGUAGAGUAAUCUCCAGAAAGAUUUCCUCAGUGAUCCCAAACAAGGAAGGCCUAGUCUACCCAGCUGUUGUUGGAAAAACUAGCUAAUCUUUAUUUUUUUGGCAAAUUGAUUUGAUUACAGUUAGACCGGAGAGUUCUGGUCAAAGUUUCAAGGCACAGAAGGAGAAUUAAGAACCCUUUGCCCUGUAUGCCUGAGUCAUCUUGGGUAAAUCUGGAAGGGUUCUUUUUAUCAACUGAGAGAAACAAAAGAUUUAUGUCAAGUGGCAGCUUAGGAUGGUUCAGGAGAUCUAGGGGACAAAAAUUAGUAUAUCAGAAACCUUCGGUCCUUAUAUUAACUCAGAAUGAAAAGUAAUUUUGAUAAGCUUAUGUGAAAGCAUAUGGUUCCCUUUUUUUUUUUAAUCUUUUCUGAAAAGAUGGGAACUAUCUCUCAGGAAAGAUGAAAGCCAAUCCUACUCCUUUUGCACUUGCUUUUUUUGAUUUUCAUAGCUUUGGAGCAAAAUACAACUACAGCUAGUAUUAUCAUCCUGUUAUAUCUGGGGAAAAUAUUUAACAUUUUAAAAGGGCAUUAUUUAAGGUUGGAAUGAUUCUCAAGUGUACUAGUCCCAGAGGCACUCCCUGGGCUGGGACCCAUUAUCCAGUUGUCAUGACAGUAAAGCAAACUGGAGAUGAUUUGGGAAAAGUAGGUUAUUUACCUCCUACACCUGUCUCAAGAACCUUUCUCAUUGGUAUCUUAUCCCCCAUGGGCUCUGUGGAUAUCUAUCUGCACCCUGACUUGUUACUCAUUUUUCUAGAAAAAGCUAAACUGGGGUGAACAUAGUCAUUCCUAUUUGCACUAUUCAGAUAUCAACUAUAAUGGAAAAAACCAUGAGUUGGAAUCUGUUUUGUAAAUUGCUUUUAACUGUCAAGUUCACCUAAACAGUUGCUCUUUAGGGACAAAUUGCUGCUAAGAACCUUAAUGUGAAUCUGCAAUGUUCUGCUUUAGUUAUAAGUACUGUACAUGAAGACUGGAAACUGCAAUAAAUAUGAUUUUAAUAACGCA
Messenger RNA from Monodelphis domestica (gray short-tailed opossum), 6260 nucleotides. It is a transcript of the gene LSM11, whose product is annotated as LSM11, U7 small nuclear RNA associated. The record is from RefSeq and is a predicted model, not a curated record. Lineage: Eukaryota; Metazoa; Chordata; Mammalia; Didelphimorphia; Didelphidae. Gene Ontology annotation, molecular function: U7 snRNA binding. Gene Ontology annotation, biological process: mRNA 3'-end processing by stem-loop binding and cleavage. Gene Ontology annotation, cellular component: U7 snRNP.